This is a messenger RNA of Ambispora leptoticha, 2208 nucleotides long. NCBI's taxonomy places the organism in Eukaryota, Fungi, Glomeromycota, Glomeromycetes, Archaeosporales, Ambisporaceae. The record is from the annotation of a GenBank genome assembly.
AUGAUUUCCUUUUUGCUUACACAUCUGCUCAGAUGGCAAAAAAGAAACGCGAGACAAAAAUUAAUUGCUCAAUAUGAAAAAAGUUUAAAAUUUUAUGAGAAAAUCCAUGGAAUCUAUUUUAGAGUCACUAUAAGAGACAAUAUACCUAAAUUACCUACCUAUAAUUUUGAAUUUAACAGUAAAAAUCGAAUCUCCAUCUCGGAACUCCAAAGCUUUCGAGUACACACCGACAAAUUUCUUUUAUGUCGAGUAAUCACGAGAAGUGUCUUUUAUAACUCUCUCACUACGAUUAUUGAAGAUCCAGAAGGAAACGCAGAAAAGUUAUCAUUGUAUAACUGGGUCCCACUUCAUAAAAUUCCGGCUAAUGGGUUAUCUAUUAAACAAGCUUCUAAAAUACUUCCUAUUGGGAUGAUACUCGCUAUACGUGAUCCAUAUUAUAAAAUUGGAUUAGAUGGAUUACCAUUUAUUCGCUCCGAUAAUCCAAGCGAAAUAAAGAUUGUGAGACCAAAUGAUAAAUUGCUCUCAAAAAUAAAGUGGGAAACCGACACUGACACCUCUGAAGACACGAAAUCAGAAAAGCAGAAAGCAUCUGUUGAUGAUUUUCGCGUACACGGUAAUGAAUGUUUUGAAAAUGAAGAUUUUGAAUCGGCCAUUGACGAAUAUUCGCGUGGCAUUGAAUUAUACCCGCAUGAUGUCAGACUUUAUGCGAAUAGAGCAGAAGCGCAUUUACGUUUAAAACAAUAUAAAAAAGCACUUGAAGAUGCAGAAACUGCACUAAAAAUUGAUCCUAACCAUUUAAAAGCAAACGUUCGGAAAGGCAAAGCUCUUUAUCAACUUAAACAAUAUAAAGAAGCAGUAAAAAUAUUCAAUAAUUUGCAUGAAAGUAUGAAAUCAGACGAGCCUAAAUUUGCCAUCAUGCAACUUUUGAAUCAUUCACAAAACCUUUAUUUUGAAAACAUGUCCGGAAUUUAUGAUUAUUACAAAAUAAUUAACGAAUCUUUGCGAGAAUAUAAAAAAGAAGUUAAAGGACCAAGAUUAGAACAUGCCGAUUAUACUACUGAUGCAAUUAAAAUCAAAUACGUAGGGACAAAGGGUAGAAGAGGAUGGGUUGCUGAACGAGAUAUACCAAAGCAUACCUUAUUAAUGGCUUCGAAAGCAUUCGAAAUCGUGUACGAUUAUGAGAAUCCUAAUUUUUUACACAAAGACUACAUUAAUAGAAUGCUCAUCAAUACGGGCUUGAUUGCAUCGAUUGCUCAAAGAAUCUUAGCAGAACCGGAACUUGCGCGAGAAAUCUAUAAAUUAUAUUCUGGUCCUAAUUUAAUUCCUGGAGAAAAACUUGAUGAAAAUUCACUUAAAGGAGUUGAUAUAAAAAGAAUAGAAGAAAUAGUUCGUUAUAAUGCUUUCAAGUCAGAAGAUAUUUUUCGAAACUUUCGAAAUUCUGUAAACAGUAAAAAUUUAAUAGAAUAUCCUUCAGGGUCUGGCCUCUGGACGCUGCCUUCCUAUUUCAAUCAUUCAUGCAUUGAUACAAACGUUGGAAGAAUAUUCAUAGGGGAUUUAAUGUUUUUGCGCACUUUAAGCUCAAUUAAAAAAGGCGAAGAGUUGACCUUACCUUAUGUCGAUCCUAUGGAUGAAAAUCGCACUAGUUCACUUGCAUCUUUUGGCAUAAACUGUCAGUGUAGGCUUUGCCAGUUGGAACGAGCUGAAUCUAUCGAAACGAAGCAACAACGUGCUAUAAUUCUAAAACGUUUUGAGUCUAAUAUCAAAGAUAAAAUUCUAUUAGCUUCUAAAAUUUUUUCGGUAUAUGCGUAUAUCACAGAAUUAGAGAGAAUGAUAGAAGAGUUACGAUCUCUUAGAACAAAUAAUCAAGAUCUAGAUUUCUCAUCUAUUCCACUCAAAUUUGCGUUGCUCAAGUGCUAUUAUUUAACUGGAAAACCAACUCAAUCUAUUGCGAUUUUAAUGCAAAUCUAUGAAAUAUUUAAGCAAAAUAAUUUUUUCUAUCUGUCGUAUUCAAUAGCAUUUCAACUAUCAAAACUCUACUCUAAUUUGGGACAGAGUGAGACAGCAAAAAAAUAUUUUAAUGUAGGUUUGUAUGAGAUGGCUUCUUUUAUUAUCGGGGAUUUUGAUAUUGAAAAUAUUCAAAAAAGAAAUGAUGCAUUACAAAUCGUAAAAACUAUUAUCCCAGACUUAGAGAAGUGGUUACGUAACUAG